AUGUCAGGACUUUCUUUGGCGCAGGCGCGUCUGCGUGAGGAGCGUAAGGCGUGGCGGAAGGACCGUCCAUUUGGCUUUUGGGCCCGGCCACGCGAGAAACCCGCUUCCUCUGCGCCUCUCGCCUUCUCUUCUCAAGCUUCACAAGAUGCAACAACACUCACAUCGACCGCCGCUUCUACUGCGACGGCGAAUGCGUCUUCUUCUACAACAGCCGGCAGCACAGGCUCCGCUAGCAGGAGUCACACCGCCCCUACCGCAUCGACAGGAGGCAGCAGUAAAGACGCGAAGGGUCCAUUGGCAUCAUCGACGGCAGCAGGUAGUGGUGUUAGUGGUGGUUUGGAUUUGCUUGAGUGGGAGGCUGGUAUUCCUGGUAAGCCCGGCACGCCCUUUGAGGGUGGUGAAUUUCGUCUCCUGCUGCACUUUACAGAGGACUACCCUACCAGGCCACCCAAAUGCGUCUUUACCCCGGUAUUGUUCCACCCCAACGUAUAUCCCAGUGGUACUGUCUGUCUAUCAAUUCUGAACGAGGAGAAGGAUUGGCGACCAAGCAUUACCAUUAAGCAGAUCCUUCUUGCUAUUCAGGAGCUACUUGACAAUCCAAAUAUCAAGGACCCUGCGCAGGAGGAGCCGUAUAAGGUGUACAUGCGCGAUCGAAAGGAGUAUGAGGAUCGAGUACGCCAAGAGGUGGCAAAACACCACAAGAAGCGUAUGGUUUGA
Messenger RNA from Trypanosoma cruzi, 717 nucleotides. Its product is annotated as ubiquitin-conjugating enzyme E2, putative. The record is from RefSeq and is a predicted model, not a curated record. The transcript has a single exon. The coding region runs from base 1 to 717 and encodes 238 amino acids. Gene Ontology annotation, molecular function: SUMO conjugating enzyme activity. Gene Ontology annotation, biological process: protein sumoylation. NCBI's taxonomy places the organism in Eukaryota, Euglenozoa, Kinetoplastea, Trypanosomatida, Trypanosomatidae. Gene Ontology annotation, cellular component: nucleus.